CGCCCGACCCCUAGUGUUGCUUUAUUCUCUAUUUCAUGUCGUAUUGGUUACGCUAUGGACCCUUCAGUUGUCUCGCCACACGAGCGCAGCUGACACAGUUUUUCAGACGACACGUUAUGGAGAGGAGAUAUCCAAUGCUAAACAUAUAUGAAACCAUUCAGGAUGUGCAGCACCAAAACGACCCAACGGCGGCCGGGCCGGCCACUGUUCGACUGUUUCUUCUCGCGGGAACAAUAGCAUCAGAUAAAGUUGCUGUUGACUUUGCCUCUCCUGAAGAGCUCUUGUUGGGUACUUCGGUAUCUUGUGUAUGUAUACCUCAAUACAUAGUCCCAGCAUUCGGGAGGAAAUGCACUGCUUCGCGUUGCUUCUAUAUCCCCCAUAAAAGCCCUCCAACCUUCCUCCCCUAGCUACUUGAACGACGAAAACAGCCUAGGAAUAUAUUUGUCUAAGAAACAGAACAGCAAUGUCUGUCGACGAACGAGAGGUUAACGGGCGGACGGAGGGUGAACAAAAAGUCACGGAGCAGUUGGGGAAGAUGAGGACCACUAGUGGGGGGCUCAGGAGGCAGACGUCAGAGACGGACAUGGGCAAAAAGGGCGCCAAAGUCGUCCCACCUGGAACCGCCGUCCUGCCCAACUACACCGUGGCGAUCCGAGUCACGAGUGACGAAAUCCGACGAGGCGUACGGAAGAUACAGGAGGCUGUUCUGGCACACGAACCCAACCUGGAGCCCGCUAUCAUCCCACUGUCGAACCUCCACGUUACCCUGUUGAUGUUACACCUGCGUGAGGGCCAAGUACAGGCGGCUAAGGAGGCGCUAAGACAAGCCAAGGCGCGCAUCACCCCGCAGCUACUACAGCCCGUUCAGAAGCCCGGGGAGAACACCAAAGCCGCCACGUCACCGAGAGAAGCUGGUCGGUUUCUCCUCCAGUUUAACAAGGUGGUUAUUCCCUUCGAGGGGCUGGGCACUUUCGCUGACACCACGGUAUUUGCAAAAGUCGCAGAAGGCGGUCACCUGGCCACAUUGAGGCAGAUAGCGGAGACAGUGCGCGCCUGUUUCGCGGAGAAGAACCUCUACCCGACCGACGACAACACCUUCCUACCCCACCUGACCUUGAUGAAGAUCACGGACAACAACCAGGGGAAGCUGAAGAGUAAGGGUAUCCAGAGGAUCUCACCAUCGCUGUACGAGGGGCUCCGGGAGCGGGAGUUGGGCAGUCAGUCCGUGGAGGGAUUUCAGCUGUGCUCACUCCGGAAGAAGAGACAAGCUGACGGCUACUUUCACGUGGAGGAACAGGUCAAGUUCGGGCCAGGAGGAUAAGGCACCUUUUAUUCUAUUUCUGAUAUCUAUUUUUAUUUUGUUUAGUUUCAAGGAAAAGGCAGAUAAUAUAUCAUAAGAAUAUGGGUUACAGACGUAUCGUUACAAACUCUAUACAUCCCGAGCAUACACAUAAUGCACUGCCAGAAAAAAAAAGAGUUUUUCGUGAAAUUUUAGAUUUCGUACAAUCGCUGUUAAGUUCACAAUAAAACAAGUUGUUUCUAGACAUAAUGUUACAAAGGUAACGAUUGCCGAGUUAUGCGAUGUAAUGUAAGAAAUGAAAAAGUCGACUGUGUAACGUUAACUACUUCAGUAAGGAUGCAUAUAUUGUUACAGCUGCCUUAUGGCCAUUUGUGCAUACAAUUCUAUUCUAAAAUACCAUUGUGCACAAUUCACCCUCUUGAUUGAAAGAACAUCAAUCAAUAAACCAGUCUUGUACUGACAGUACUUAUAAUCAAAGAAAAAAUACAAAACGCUAAUAAAAAUAAGUACGCACAAGUUUGUAUCAUUCAUUCUUCCGUCAGUUCCAUUCAGUGGCUUUGCAACAAACGUAUGAUGGAUUUUGUUUUUUAACCUCCUUGGUCAAGCAGACUUUCACAGAGGCUGAGGAGUUGUACCCGUUCCCAAAGUCGAUGAAAAAUGAUGGGAGACUGAUCCAACCCUCCAUUAUUUCGCCUUUUUGCAUUCAUAUGUGACCUACGUAUCCACAAAGUGAUGAGCUUUAUCAUCAUCUCUCAUCAUGUUGUCUAUAGCUAAGACCAUAAACCAUGACAACAUAGCCUUCUCGAUGGAUAAAACAAUUCCUGACGCAGGGCCUGUUUGGGUUGCACACUACUCUUCUCACGAGCGCUUCCUAGCGUCCAGAUGGGAAAUUGCAAAUGCGUGCGGAAGAUCGCCAAGCGGUUUUCACACAAAUAAACUUCACCUUCUUGUCCCAUCCUCCGCUUGAGGGUCGGGGACUAUGGUGGCAUCCAGCUGUCUUCCGCCGUAGCUUUGCAGUCUGCAUGUGGCUUGAAUCUAGCCUCCUUCGUUCAUUAUUAUUUUGGGGAGGGGCGUAAUCUCCAAGCAUCCGGAUCCAACGAUAGCAUA
This is a messenger RNA of Branchiostoma floridae (Florida lancelet), 2407 nucleotides long. Its product is annotated as A-kinase anchor protein 7-like. The coding region runs from base 464 to 1321 and encodes 285 amino acids. The transcript has a single exon. The record is from RefSeq and is a predicted model, not a curated record. Lineage: Eukaryota; Metazoa; Chordata; Leptocardii; Amphioxiformes; Branchiostomatidae. Gene Ontology annotation, molecular function: protein kinase A regulatory subunit binding. Gene Ontology annotation, cellular component: cytosol.